CCGGCCCCACGCAGGCGCGGCGCUGCCCUCCCCGUCGGGGCGGCGCUUGGGGCCGGAGCGCUGCGGGCAUCGGAGCUCCGGGAGCGGCUGCAGCGAGCGGUGGGAUAUCGGAGCUCCGGCAGCUCGAAGAGUCAGUGGGAAAGGAUGUUUUCAUCGGUGAAGCCCUAUGAGAAUCAGCGCUACUCUGCCCUGAAGAAGGAAUGCCUGAGGAAGAAGCAGCUCUUUGAGGACCCUCUUUUCCCCGCCAAUGAUGACUCACUCUUCUACAAGUCAAGGAUCCAGGGCAUUCAGUGGAAGCGGCCAAAAGAAAUCUGCGCCGAUCCCCAUCUCUUCGUGGACGGGAUCAGCUCCCAUGAUUUACACCAGGGCCAGGUUGGGAACUGCUGGUUUGUGGCUGCCUGCUCGUCCCUGGCAUCCCGCGAGGCCCUGUGGCAGAAGGUCAUCCCAGACUGGAAGGAGCAGGAGUGGAACGCCGAGAAACCUGAGAGCUAUGCAGGGAUCUUCCACUUCCAAUUCUGGCGUUUCGGUCAGUGGCUGGAUGUGGUAAUAGAUGACCGCCUGCCCACGCUCCACAACCAGCUCAUCUACUGCCACUCCAACUCCAAGAAUGAGUUUUGGUGUGCCUUGGUGGAGAAAGCUUAUGCCAAGUUGUCAGGAUGUUACGAGGCCCUGGAUGGAGGCAACACAGCUGAUGCUCUGGUAGACUUUACUGGUGGGGUCUCUGAACCUAUCGACCUGACCGAAGGGGACUACAUCACUGAUGAAGCCAAGCGAAACCUCCUCUUUGAGCGUGUGUUGAAGGUGCACAACCGUGGAGGCCUCAUCAGCUGCUCCAUCAAAGCUACAUCAGCAGCUGACAUGGAGGCCCGCCUGGCCUGUGGGCUGGUGAAGGGCCAUGCAUACGCGGUGACAGACGUGCGGAAGGUCCGCCUGGGCCAUGGCCUGCUGUCCUUCUUCAAGUCAGAGAAGCUGGACAUGAUCCGCAUGCGCAACCCAUGGGGUGAACGAGAGUGGAAUGGGCCUUGGAGUGACACCUCUGAAGAGUGGCAGAAAGUGAGCAAAAGUGAAAGAGAGAAGAUGGGGAUGACAGUAGAAGAUGAUGGAGAAUUCUGGAUGACCUUUGAAGACUUCUGCAGAUAUUUCACAGACAUCAUCAAGUGCCGUCUCAUCAACACGUCCUACCUCAGCAUCCAUAAGACCUGGGAGGAGGCAGUGCUACAUGGGGCCUGGACCAGAAGUGAUGAUCCCUUGAAGAACCGCAGCGGAGGCUGUAUCAACCACAAGAACACCUUUUUGCAGAAUCCCCAGUAUGUGUUUGAUGUGAAGAAGGCAGAAGAUGAAGUGCUGAUCUCCAUCCAGCAGAAGCCAAAAAGGACCAGUCGCAAAGAGGGCAAAGGAGAGAACUUAGCCAUAGGCUUUGAUAUCCAUAAGGUGGAGCUGAACAGGAACUACCGGAUGCACACCCUGCAGCAGAAGGUGGCCAGCUCCAUUUACAUCAACUCCCGCAGUGUCUUCCUGAGGACGGACCUGAAGGAAGGCCGCUAUGUCAUCAUCCCCACCACUUUUGACCCUGGUCAUGUAGGCGAGUUUCUUCUCAGGAUUUUCACAGAUGUGCCUUCAGAUUGCCGAGAGCUGACUCUGGAUGAGCCACCACACACCUGCUGGAGUGGGAUGUGCGGGUACCCCCAGGUGGUGUCCCAGAUCCACGUUCUCGCCGCAGCUGGCCUCAAGAAUCAGGACUCCCAAGGAGGAGCUGACCCAUAUGUGAUAAUAAAGUGUGAAGGGCAGAAGGUUCGUUCUGCAGUGAAGAAAGACACGGUGUCUCCAGAGUUUGAUGUGAAAGGCCUCUUCUACCGCAAGAAACCAGGACGCCCCAUCAUUGUUCAGAUCUGGAACCACAACUUGAUAAGCGACGAGUUCUUGGGUCAAGUGGCCCUCAAGGGAGAUCCCAGAGACCAGCAGUCCGUGCACACACUGCACCUCCAGGACAGAGGGAACAGAAGAUCAAAUGAUCUGCCUGGAACCAUUGCUGUGAGGAUGCUCAGCAGUAACGUCCUCACUGAUGUCUGAGUACUCAAGGACUCUCCUCUAGUGCCACAUAUGUAUAUAUAUGCAUAUAUAUAUACACACACAUAUAUAUAUAUACACACAGCCUAUCUACCACCUGCAAGUGUAGAAGAACUAUGCAUGCAUUCCACUCAAAGGAGCCAAUCUUGUGUUUUCCAUGUUAAAAAAUGGUGCCUUGUUGGGGAGCCGCAAUGAUCCUUCUACUGGCAUCCUCUGCAGCCCCAUCACCGCCGUGCACCCCGUGGGAUCGCUGCUGGCACGCUGUGUGUCCUGACAGCCAAAGCACGAUGCCCAGGUGCUGUUUGUUUACACGGGGCUGGCACACACGUGCCACCAUACACACGUGUGGCCAUCGUGGUCCCACCAGCUGCUUCAAUGCGUCUUCAUUGUGUCUGCUUGGUGUUAGAGUAGUGCGCCAGGAGUCUUCUGCCCAUGAACUGUCAUUUAAUCACUUAUCCAAGGAGGCACGUCAGCAAAGCAGAAGCGGAAAAAGAAAUUGGGGCUCUUGGGGUGUUUUAUUGAUUUGCACACAGGGACUGGAUGGAAGAUGCACUAGGGCAGUCACACAGUCCCAAAUCCCAAAUCCACAGGGUCAUCAGGACUAGAAGCUCCAUCACCGUAGGGACCAGGUGUCUCGUUCCAAGUCCUCUUCAACCCCACACUGUCCUGAAUUACAGAAUCACAGAAUGGCUGAGGUUGAAAGGGACCUCUGGGUCCAUCUGGUCCAACCCUGCCCCAGCAGGGACACCCAGAGCAGAGUGCCAACCAACCACAUCCAGGUGGCUUUUGGAGGUCUCCAAGGAGGAGAUCUCACAACCUCCUCAAGCAACUGAUGCAAGGGCUCUAUCCCCAGCGUGGCACAGAAGUGCUACCUGGUGUUCAGCUGCAUAUUCUGAAGGAUGCAAAGAUUGCAACAACCGUGGUUGGACAACUGUUCUGCAGGACCAAGUUUUAGAGUUGGUGUGGUCUUGAUUCCUGCAUGUGCCUCUCAAACUGCCAUCGUGCCUGCUGUCUCCAUUGCUUUUUUUGCAGUCCCCGUCCCCAGAGCCUGAAUUUCACAUUUUGCUGAGUUGUAACCCCAUACCUGGGUUGUCUGCUGCAUAUAUAUUCAGUGUUGGGGUAAGAGAAGAACAAUUCCUCUGAAGGCCAGAGUAUCAGAUCUCGUGGGUGAGGAGCAUCAUUUCCAACGGAUGAGCAGCUUUGCUCAAUGGGCAUCACCUUUACUGCUGCAUACAGAUUUCAAAUGCAUCAUUUGUAGAGCCUCACUUUCCCAAGUUCUUUUUAAAAGCUGUGGGAUUUUAGCUUAUGCUGAAGGAGAGGAGCGCUGCUCCAAGUGCAGCUUGAAAAUACUGGAAAUACUCACUUCAUUCAAACAUUCAUCUGUCACCUUCAAUUUCCAGUUUAUUUGAUGAGUUCACAGGGCUACAGCCAGUCCCACAAGCACAACCCAAACACAUCUUGGUACAAAGGUACAAAGCACAGUCCUGCAGUGUGUAAGACCACACUCCUAUUUGCUGCAAUCCUGCGUUUCUCUUCGUUAUUCCACUGGGUGGCAGAAUCUGGCUUCAUAUAAACCAUACCAGCUGUGCUUUUUUAAUAAGCUGAUCCUUUGCAGUCACCUCCUUGCAAGGGGAAAGGAGCACACUUGAUUCAAUACUUCCUAUAAAUAACUUUUUUUUUUUUAAUUGAAACAUGGCAGUCUUGAUAAAUUCGGACCUGAGCAGAGUCCUGUCUGCAAGGACAAGUGAACAUACAACCCUUCUUUUGCUAUAGUAAGUAGGAUUUCAGUCUAUCCUGCUAACUGGCCAUGCUUGUGCUGUAAAGCUGUGGGUGGUUUUUUUUUAAAGUCCCUAAAUAUUUGCAGAGUCUGUAACGUGGUAUUUUGUUUCUCACUGUCAAGUCAGCUGCUAGCUCAAAUCCUGGUGCAUCCAGAAGCAUGUGAAUGACAGAAUCAUAGAAUCACCAAGGUUGGAAAAGACCUCCAAGAUCACCCAGUCCAACCAUCCACCUACCACCAAUACAACCCCACUAAACCAUGUCCCUAAGGACAACUUCACCCAUUUUUUCAGGCUGUUCUUCCUUCCUCAUCUUCAGAGUUUCGUCGUUAAGCUGUUGUGGGUCAGGAUGGGAAUUUUGACCAAAUUGCUCAUUUUCUUAGGUCUUGUUUUCCAGGGCUUAGCAGCAGGCAGUGGCCCACAAGAUGCUCUUUCCAGGUCCCACUUAUUCCUGUUGUGCAGAGCACCUUCCAAAUCCUGUUGCCAUCACUGGGACCCAAAUGAGCAUGGCACUUUGCAGAAUGAGCUCAGAUGCUCCUGCUUUGAUAAAGUGUUGUUUUGAGCCCAAAGUUGAAGCAAAAUACUGAUUUUGUUCACCACGAUUCAAGUUAUUUUUAUUAGAUUCUGGUUUUUGGGCAUAGGACUCAUCAAUGAAAAUAAGUGGAAGAAGGAUUGUGGGGCCAGAAGUUGUGAUUUAGGUCUUCACAGUGAUAGGUGAAAGAGACGCCUAGAAAUACCUGGGAGGGAGAAGAGCCGUUCAGCGGAAGGAGAACACCACAGGAACACCAUAGGCAUUUUGCACCAUCAGCAGCAGAUGGAGUGUGCCUGCAUGAGCUGUGUUUUCUCAGGAAAUCGGGCUGCCCAUAGCUUCAACAGACCAGAGCCAUUUGGCCCAGGUGCCCCAACCCGUGCCAAACCGCGCCGUGAUCCCCAAGGAACGGCACUGAAGCUUGCUGGGGAGCAAUGCCCCAAUGGCAUUGACUCCCUCCUUCCUACAGAGAAUCAAGCCAUAAUGAAAGGCAGCUUUUAAUACUUUCUUCAAAAUAACAAUCGUUGUACCAUAUCAGGACCAAAAAUGUCUUAAUAUUGAUCAUAAGUCUCUUUAUUUCUUUUUCUUUUUGGAAACUUAAAGCAGAAGCUUUCUUUCCUCCUUCAUUUCCAAGGGAUGAAGAAAAAUUACCUUUUUUUUACCUCUUUUUUGAGGGUCUUGUUUUGUAGAAUGGGUUGAGGAGGGUCAUUAUUGAAAUGCCGCUGUUCAUCUCAAUGCCUUUUCUCUUUGAAUGGAGUAAGUGGAUGAAUUUGAGGGUUGUUGUUUUUUUAUCUGAGGGGAGGGCAGACCUGAUGAGCACUUUCCAGUUCCCCUCUAGAUCAUAGAAUCGUGGAAUCAUUAAGGAAAAGACCUUUAAGAUCAUCGAGUCGAACCAAUAACCCAUCCCCACUGUGCCCACUAAACUAAAUAGUGUAGGAUGUCUGUUUUCCGUUUCUUUUAUUAAUCAUUGCAUCGGUUGCAAGAAACCUGUCACUACACUCCAUGAAAUCCCCCUUUUUAAUGUGAUCGUGUUAAACCAGGCUAUGUGUUGUCUUCGUCUCCGAAGGCACUGAUGUGUCACGCUGCACAAGAUCGGCGAGUGGUCCGAAGUGAAAGCCAACGUUGUACAGCUGUAAACCUCCUAUGAAUAAAUUGUGUAUAUUUUAUUCAGA
Numida meleagris (helmeted guineafowl) is the source of this 5543-nucleotide messenger RNA. It is a transcript of the gene CAPN5, whose product is annotated as calpain 5. NCBI's taxonomy places the organism in Eukaryota, Metazoa, Chordata, Aves, Galliformes, Numididae. Gene Ontology annotation, cellular component: cytoplasm. Gene Ontology annotation, biological process: proteolysis. The coding region runs from base 145 to 2070 and encodes 641 amino acids. The transcript has 13 exons. The record is from RefSeq and is a predicted model, not a curated record. Gene Ontology annotation, molecular function: calcium-dependent cysteine-type endopeptidase activity.